AUGGGCGCGCACGCAGCCCCACUUGUGCGCCCAUGCCCACCACCACACUCAACCCCACCACUGCUUCUCACGCUUCUCAUCGUCUUCUCCGGUGCCGUUGUAUCGUUCGAUUCGCCGGACUCCGACGCCCUUUUGAAAUUCAAAAACUCCCUGGGAGAUGUCAAUGAUUUAGCCAGUUGGAAUCCUUCAACGAGUCCGUGUUCAGGAGAUUAUGCGAGUUGGAACGGUGUUAUGUGCUUUAGCGGGAAUGUAUGGGGUCUACAACUCGAAAACAUGAAUCUAACGGGUGAAAUAGAUUUGGAUUCUCUCGUUCCUUUACGCAGUUUGCGGACUCUGAGUUUCAUGAACAAUGAAUUCGACGGUCCGAUGCCUGAUUUUCGGAAACUGGGCCCGUUAAAAUCAUUGUUUUUGUCGAAUAACCAGUUCGGCGGUGAGAUUCCAGAUGAUGCAUUCAUUGGUAUGGCUUCUUUGAAGAAAGUGUACAUGGCAAACAACGAUUUUACUGGUAAAAUUCCAACCUCGCUCGCUAAAACGCCGAGGCUUUUAGAGUUGAGGCUUGAGAACAACCAGUUUGUAGGGCGCAUACCAGAUUUUCAGACAGGUUUGAAGGUGUUCAAUGUCUCUAACAAUCGUUUGGAAGGUCCAAUCCCUGAGAAUCUCACCAACAUGAACCAAAGCUCGUUUUCAGGUAACAAAGAUCUCUGUGGACCGCCUUUGGAAUCAUCAUGCAACUCUCUCAGCUCUCCUGCUGAAGGGAAGGCAUCUCCUCCCAAUGAUCCCAACCCUCCUGAUAGUCCUAACAACAAUUCAUCUCCUCUAAGAAUAGCCAUCGUUGCCAUAGCUGGUUUGAUAGCAUUAGUUGCAAUCAUUAUGCUUGUUAUGGUAUGUCUCCGGAGCCGGAGCCGGAGCCGCCAAACACCACGAUUGGGAAGGACCUACUCAUCGAACAACUCGACAUCUUGCCAGGUGAACCGAGUGGAACCUGCAUCAUCGGUUGAGACAAGCCAGAACACAACUAGGAAAGGUGAACAAGGAAAAUUGUCAUUUAUAAGGGAUGAUAGGCAGAGAUUUGACUUGCAAGAUUUGCUGAGAGCCUCAGCAGAAGUGUUGGGGAGUGGAAGCUUUGGAUCUUCAUACAAGGCUGUACUUAUGGACGGGCAAGCUGUGGUUGUGAAGAGGUUCAAGCAAAUGAGUAAUGUGGGAAGAGAAGAGUUUCAUGAGCACAUGAGAAGGCUAGGGAGGUUGAGACACCCGAACUUGCUGCCCCUUGUGGCUUAUUACUACCGAAAAGAGGAGAAGCUGCUGGUGUUUGAUUAUCUGCAGAAUCGCAGCUUGGCUAGUCACCUUCAUGGCAAGCAUACUAUGGGCAAAGGUGGGCUUGAUUGGCCAACUAGAUUGAAAAUUAUCAAAGGAGUGGCAAAGGGCUUGGCUUAUCUCCACAGUGAGCUUCCCAGCCUGAUUCUACCCCACGGCCACCUGAAAUCUUCAAAUGUGCUUCUUGAUAAAUCCUUUGAUCCAUUCUUGAUGGAUUACACUCUAGUGCCUGUGGUCAAUCUAGGACAAGCACAGCAGCUCCUGGUGGCUUACAAAUCACCAGAAUAUGCCCAAAAUGGUCACACCACCAAGAAGACCGACGUGUGGAGUCUCGGAAUCCUGAUACUGGAGAUAUUAACCGGACAGUUCCCGGCCAGCUAUCUUGUUCCAGGUUCUGCUGCAGAUUUAUCAAGCUGGGUCCAGUCCAUCAUUAGAGAAGAGAGCACAGAAGUUUUUGACAGAGAAAUGGAGUUUACCAAGAUUGGUGAAGGAGAAAUGGUGAAGCUUUUGAAGAUUGGAGUGGCUUGUUGUGAAGAGGAUUUGGAAAUAAGGCUGGAUUUGAAGGAAGCUGUUGAGAAGAUUGAACAGUUAAGAGGUGAAUGAUAUCUUCAUGAAGUGUAUGUGUGUAGCUUUGAUGGAUUUUCACUUCCCUGCAUAUUGAAGAAUAUAUAAGAUGAUUGUGGCUGUCACCGGCAUUGGUUUUCUCAUUCAAGAAGCAAGAUUGAAGUAGAGAUGGGAAUUGAUGUAGGCCUUGACCAAGUUUUUUAUUUAAUUUACUUAUGUAAAACAAAUUAUGAGUGAGAUGAUACGGAU
Molecule: messenger RNA, 2127 nt
Organism: Ilex paraguariensis (yerba mate)
Lineage: Eukaryota; Viridiplantae; Streptophyta; Magnoliopsida; Aquifoliales; Aquifoliaceae
Source: the annotation of a GenBank genome assembly